UAUAUAGCUGCUAUAUACACGUUUUAAUUCGUAUUGGACGUAUAAUGACCUUAUAAAAUUUGUGUUGUGUACAUAGUUUUUGAUUGGUUCAAUUUUAACGAAAUUCUAUUUGAAGUAUAGUGAAUAUGUAGUUGUGUAUAUUUUAAAAUUAUUUGGACAUAUGUACCAAUGGUCCUUAUUUCUUGGUCAAGAAUUCAAAUCAAUUAAGGAUUUCAUUUUAAACAUGAAUUCAACUCAUAAUGUAAAAAUGGAUCUGUCUCUGGCGCACGAGUCAGGAAAUAUGCAAACCCAAUUUGCAUCCUUUCAAAACUUUGAACAGUUUUCGGCAUCAGGAUAUUCAAACACGCCUAUAUAUGUCACAAAUCCGCCUGGAAUCGGGGCCAUGUCAAGUCUUGCACCACGCUCUUCGGUUCUUGGCCCUCAACAUAAGAUUCAAACCACCUCCCCAGACAUUUCCAUUCCCGGUACUGAAAAUCAUUCAUUAGCUCCCACAGUGAGAUAUGUACAAGCAGGCAAAUUCGAGGAUACGCCACAAUAUGGAAUAUCUGGUAUACCUUGUGGCAUUGACUCCGAGUACACAGAUGAACCUGUUGUACCGUACUGCUAUACGUCAGAAGCUAACUACACAGGAAUUCAAGGCACAACAUCAAACAUAAAACACCUUUCUGGAAGGACUUAUAACGAUAACCUAAACGGCUCCGAAGCAGCCGCAGAUUCCCAAUGUAGAUCGUUCGAAAGUUCGACGGAAUUUAAGUUACCGCAAUUAACCAUGAGUUCGUUAAACAUUGUCCCUCAAAGAAUGGGAGAUAAAGAUGAUUAUAUUGCAGGAUCGGAUAAUGAUAUUUGUUCUACAAUGAGGUGGCGGGAUCCAAAUCUUUCGGAAGUUAUAAGCUUUUUAAGCAAUCCGAGCAGUGCCAUAAAGGCAAAUGCAGCGGCUUAUUUACAACAUCUAUGCUACAUGGACGACCCGAAUAAGCAACGAACAAGAUCUCUGGGCGGAAUACCACCAUUAGUUCGAUUGCUGUCUUAUGAUUCUCCAGAAAUACAUAAAAAUGCUUGCGGUGCUUUGCGAAAUUUGUCUUAUGGCAGACAAAAUGAUGAAAACAAACGUGGAAUAAAAAACGCUGGAGGAAUAGAUGCCUUGGUUCACCUGCUUUGUCGGUCUCAAGAAACAGAAGUAAAAGAGUUGGUGACAGGAGUUUUGUGGAAUAUGUCUUCCUGUGAAGAUUUAAAACGUUCAAUUAUUGAUGAAUCACUUGUUUCUGUAGUGUGCAGCGUUAUUAAGCCUCAUUCCGGCUGGGAUGCUGUUUGUUGUGGAGAUACAUGUUUUUCUACUGUAUUUCGAAAUGCUUCUGGAGUAUUACGAAAUGUAAGUUCUGCUGGAGAACAUGCACGAGGAUGUCUUCGUAAUUGCGAGCACUUAGUUGAGUGUCUUCUUUAUGUAGUACGAACAGCGAUUGAGAAAAAUAAUAUUGGAAAUAAAACAGUUGAAAAUUGCGUCUGUAUACUUCGCAAUCUUUCAUACCGAUGUCAAGAAGUUGAAGAUCCCAAUUACGACAAGCAUCCUUUUAUAACACCAGAAAGAGUUAUAUCAUCUCCAUCAAAAGGAGAAAACUUGGGCUGUUUUGGAACAAGCAAAAAAAAGAAAGAGGGUUCUAGUAAUUCCGAGGCGUUACACGAGUACCAUAUUUCUACAGAGUAUUCUAAAAGUUCGGCAACACGUAACCAAGUAAAUAAGGGGUAUGAACAAUUAUGGCAGCCUGAAGUAGUUCAAUACUAUUUGUCAUUAUUGCAAAGUUGUUCUAAUCCAGAAACCCUAGAAGCCGCUGCAGGCGCAAUUCAAAAUUUAUCUGCAUGUUACUGGCAACCCAGUAUUGAUAUUCGCGCAACAGUACGCAAAGAGAAAGGUCUACCGAUUCUUGUAGAGCUCCUUAGAAUGGAAGUGGAUCGUGUAGUAUGUGCAGUUGCCACAGCCCUGCGCAAUUUAGCUAUUGAUCAACGCAACAAAGAACUUAUUGGAAAGUACGCAAUGCGAGACUUAGUUCAAAAACUUCCAUCUGGAAAUAUACAACAUGACCAGAACACGUCAGAUGAUACAAUAACAGCUGUUUUGGCUACAAUUAAUGAGGUUUUAAAGAAAAAUCCAGAGUUUUCACGGUCCCUGUUAGAUUCAGGCGGGGUUGAUCGACUUAUGAAUAUAACAAGACGAAAAGAAAAAUAUACUUCUUGUGUAUUGAAAUUUGCUAGUCAAGUUUUAUACUCCAUGUGGCAACAUAACGAAUUACGUGACGCUUAUAAGAAAAACGGUUGGAAAGAGCAAGAUUUUAUUAGCAAACUUUUUGCUGCACAUAACACUCCGCCAAGUUCACCAAAUAAUGCAAACAAUACCCUCAAUAGACCCAUGGCUUCACAGGGACGUACUCGCUAUGAAGACAGGACUAUUCAGCGCCCAACAAGCAGUUCAUUUGGGGCUAAGGAUUCUAAUUCGGUCAUGUCAAGUAAUGAAUCUGCCUUGCUUUCGGAAAUGGUUAGAAAACAAUUAUAAAAUGUUGGAUUUCUUCAUUAUUAUAUGAUUAUUAACUACAUGAAGAGUAUUUAAUAUAUUAAAAAAAGCUUAUUAACGGGGUUGGCUCAAAAAUCUCAUCGACCGGUUUUGGCAUGAUAUUUGUAUUAAUUUACGUUAGAAUUGCAUCAAGUUCCGUCCGACGAUAUUUCUGCUCCACCCCCGUUUUUAUAUUCCCAAAGCAAAAUAGAUUUUACCGCAUUUACCCAACUUAAUUGUAAAAUAUCAUAUUAUUUAAAUAUUUAGAACACUAAUCUGAUAAAUUUAUAAAUAAACUAAGAUAUAUCCAAGUAUA
Drosophila suzukii is the source of this 2858-nucleotide messenger RNA. RefSeq names its product adherens junction protein p120 (gene p120ctn). Gene Ontology annotation, molecular function: cadherin binding. NCBI's taxonomy places the organism in Eukaryota, Metazoa, Arthropoda, Insecta, Diptera, Drosophilidae. Gene Ontology annotation, biological process: cell-cell adhesion; cell-cell junction assembly. The record is from RefSeq and is a predicted model, not a curated record. Gene Ontology annotation, cellular component: nucleus; cytoplasm; adherens junction.